Marchantia polymorpha subsp. ruderalis is the source of this 1620-nucleotide messenger RNA. The record is from the annotation of a GenBank genome assembly. Lineage: Eukaryota; Viridiplantae; Streptophyta; Marchantiopsida; Marchantiales; Marchantiaceae.
CAGUGUAAAGUGCAAUGUGCACACGCACACGCACACAAUGUCUUGCUUUUGUGCUCGAGGGCUUGGCAAUUCACCGAGUGCUUUAAUGACUGCGCGAGACGCUUGAUACGAGUUCUUACACGACAGUGAAGGUACGGAACCAGAUCGAGUACGUGAGAAAGACCAAUGUUUCGUCCAAACGGCAUGCUCCAGGAGAGGAACCGGGCUGCGAGUUGGAGCUAACUUUGAAUGGAAGCCAGAUAAGUCAGGACCUGCUGUACAGCACUGUCGUUGUCGCCCAGAUGCAUGAAAAUGUUGGAAUUGCUGAUUUACAGACAGUUGUCCAGCUCGAGGAUUUCAUGACUAUGCAUCAAACAAAACGUACUCCAUUCGCGCUCGCAAAGCCACCGUCAGUCGGAUUCAGUAUCACGUAGUCGUUGAAACACCCUUAAUACCACAGCAUCGACCGAGUGAAUCUGUACAGGAUUCAUCAUUUCGUUUACAGUCUCCUUCGCGGCAUACCAGGUAGCAUCAGAUGUACAUGUGUCAAACAUGCACUGCGACAUGCUAAAGAUGGUAGAGCAGGAUAGCAUGUCAUAAUUUAGAGUCAUUCAGCUCUAACUUGAACUUCACAGACGUACACUGAGAUACAAAGGGUCAGUGAGCAGUCGGAAGGUAUGAGUUGCUGCAUGCAUUCUUCUGAAUCCGUGCCGAGAAGAUCAGGAUCCUUCUCUUCAGCUUGAAGGUAUUUUCCGUCAUCAUAACACUUAUGAGGCAUAAUGACUGUGCGCCGACAACUCAUGCCUGAGCGAAACGGCCACCAACUUGGAUCAUACUUCCUCAUUCCUACAAUAUCGGUCACUAAGUUUGUGGCGAGUGUCAUAUGUACAACCGAUCUGUUCUGCACCAGCACCGCAUGUGUCAAGCAUCUGUUAGUCGCCAACACGUGUCUCUUUACUCGCGGAGUAGAGAUUGGUCUCUUCACUAUGAGCAACUUUUGAUGAGCCCAUGAAGAGUAGUAUAUAGUAUCGUUCGAUUCAUCCGUAUUCGAUAUCAUUCGACGCACAUCCAGGACUGAUAGUCACUUUGGAUAACAAGUUAUCUACACGAUUCAGGCAGUUUGAGCUUAUCAGAUUUGGACCCACGCGUAGGCAUAGUCCCUAUAGCCAAUCGAAGAAACAUGAGUUCCGAAGCCAAAGACCAAAUCCAAUCGGGAGCAGGCGAGUCGAAUGUGACAGAGUCUAUCAAGGAUAGAGCUGAAAAUGUCAUGGACAAACUGAAGGAUAACGAAGACCACAAGCCGCAGACGCUGGGUGAUAGAGUGGAUCAAAUGAAGGAAAGGCAAAGUGAGGUUUUGUCCGGAAAGACUUCAGAUAUUCACACCGCGAGACCCAUCAUGCCUGAUGUCGGUACUGCAAGUGACCCCGGUGAAAAAGCUGCAAGGGGACAGGCGAUGACGAAUGUCCCUGAAGCUCAGGAUGCGCUCAAUUGAGUCCAUCGAUAAACAUAGAAAUAUUUCGGCGUCGGCCCAGAGUCUGCGGAUCAGAGUUAAAAUCCGUGUGUAGAUUGACACUGUAUCCUGUUCAAAACUUGUAAAAAGCGAUUCCCUACAAAGAAAAGAUUUAUAUUCUUUCCAUACCU